Messenger RNA from Nothobranchius furzeri (turquoise killifish), 4502 nucleotides. RefSeq names its product solute carrier family 4 member 10b (gene slc4a10b). NCBI's taxonomy places the organism in Eukaryota, Metazoa, Chordata, Actinopteri, Cyprinodontiformes, Nothobranchiidae. Gene Ontology annotation, biological process: monoatomic anion transport; transmembrane transport; bicarbonate transport. Gene Ontology annotation, cellular component: plasma membrane; basolateral plasma membrane. Gene Ontology annotation, molecular function: solute:inorganic anion antiporter activity; sodium:bicarbonate symporter activity; monoatomic anion transmembrane transporter activity. The record is from RefSeq and is a predicted model, not a curated record.
UAAAGACUGGUUAUGUAACUCAGGGCAGAUUUCAUGACACGCGUUUGCGCGCAGCUGCAGAGAUGCUCGUGAUUCUUUAUUUUUUAUUUUUUUCAAAUAAUCUUUCACAAGAGCAUCCAUGAAGCGCUAAUCACAGCGAGACUCUGAAGGAUGAUGGUCAUAUGAACAUGUGACUGCUGUGUGGACUCUCAUUCACCACCACACCUGACUGGAUUAAGCAUCCCGGCUCUCUGCUCCUGCAGCUUUUGGAACCAGCCGGGAGAGGGGUGGGAUGGAUCCUGCAGAACACGGAGCCCAGGUCAGCCCUUCAUCAGUUGGGCGAAGGAGCUUGAGAGCAGUGAAGCAGUUUUUUGGAAGCUCGUGCAGAAAUUCCAGUGGUUUGACACAACAGAUGGGCACCAGCCUUGAUCAGACAUGGUGUGAAGCACGGCAGCAGGAGUUUGCUCAGAGCCCAGCUUUUAGACUGUGUCACAUUCGCUGUAAAGUGAUUUUAGAGGAGACGACGCAGACGGGGGACUCAUGCAUUCGGAGACCUUACAGGUUCCCUGGAGCUUCAACACUCAGAGGAACGAUGAUGAGGCGGUGGUGGACAGGGGAGGAACACGGUCUCAACAGAGAACAAACUUUGAGCAGGAAGAUUUAGAAGGCCACAGGACUCUCUACAUCGGGGUCCAUGUCCCCUUGGGCAGCACACGGCACCGUAGCCAUCACAGGCACCGUCACCAUGGAAAAAAACACUGGAGGAGAAGCAGGGAUAGGAGCCUCCUCUUAGUGGAGGGUCCAGAGUCGCCAGUUUAUGACACUCCGUCCCAGAGAGUCCAGUUCCUGCUGGGAGCAGAUGAUGAUGACGAGGAGCACAUCCCUCAUGACCUCUUCACUCAGAUGGAUGAGAUCUGUGUGCGGGAUGGAGACAACUCCGAGUGGAGAGAAAGCGCCAGGUGGCUGAAGUUUGAGGAGGAUGUGGAAGAUGGAGGAGAGAGAUGGAGCAAACCCUACGUUGCUACACUGUCUCUGCACAGUCUGUUUGAGCUGCGCAGCUGCAUCAUCAACAGCACCGUGCUGCUCGACAUGAGGGCCAACAGCAUCGAGGAGAUUGCAGAUAUGGUUUUGGACCACCAGGAGUUAUACUCACCCCUGGGAGAUGAGCUCAGACAGAAAGUGCGUGAAACCCUCCUAAAGCAGCACCAUCACCAGAGCCAGAAGAAGCUGAGCAACCGUCUGCCGAUUGUGCGCUCCAUCGCUGAUAUGGGCCGUCGGGCAUCAGAACUCCACUUGGACAAGAAUGGUCAGCUGACAGCCUCCCAAUCCCAGUUAGCAGGUCCAGAUGGAAAAGGAGACAUCAGCAGAGAGAACAGCUCUGUGGACUUCAGCAAGAUAGAUCUUCAUUUUAUGAAGAAGAUCCCACCAGGAGCAGAGGCGUGUAACGUGUUGGUGGGAGAACUGGAGUUCCUGAACAAGCCGGUGGUGGCGUUUGUCCGUCUCUCUCCUGCGGUUCUGCUCAACGGGUUGGCUGAAGUCCCGAUUGCUACAAGGUUUCUGUUCAUUAUUUUAGGACCUUUGAGCAGGGGCCCUCAGUAUCAUGAAAUUGGAAGAUCCAUAGCGACACUUAUGACAGAUGAGGUUUUCCACGAUGUCGCCUAUAAAGCCAAAGACCGGAAUGACCUGAUCGCUGGGAUCGAUGAAUUCCUUGAUCAAGUGACUGUUCUGCCUCCAGGAGAAUGGGAUCCAUCCAUUCGGAUAGAGCCACCAAAGAAUGUUCCUUCUCAGGAAAAAAGAAAGAAAUGCAACAUUUUACCAAAUGGAUUAGUGGAGGGAGAGGAGGAAGAUGAACACGGUGGUCAUGGUGGUCCAGAACUCCAGCGCACUGGGAGGUGGUUCGGUGGUCUUGUUCUGGACAUCAAGCGCAAAAUCCCUUUCUACCUGUCCGACUACACUGACGCCAUCAGUUUGCAGUGCGUUGCCUCUUUCUUAUUCCUCUACUGUGCCUGCAUGUCUCCUGUAAUCACCUUUGGAGGACUGCUGGGCGAGGCAACAGAAGGGAGAAUAAGUGCAAUUGAGUCACUGUUUGGAGCCUCUGUGACUGGAAUAGCCUACUCGCUGUUUGCUGGGCAGCCCCUCACCAUUCUGGGAAGCACAGGCCCCGUGCUUGUGUUUGAAAAGAUCCUGUUUAAAUUCUGCAAAGAGUAUGGCCUGUCCUAUCUGUCGCUGAGGACCUGCAUCGGUUUGUGGACAGCUUUCCUCUGUAUUCUGCUUGUGGCCACAGAUGCCAGCUCCCUUGUUUGCUAUAUAACACGUUUCACAGAGGAGGCUUUUGCUUCGCUCAUCUGUAUCAUUUUCAUCUACGAAGCCUUGGAGAAACUUAUCCACCUGGGAGAGAUCUACGCCUUCAACAAGAACAACAACCUGGACAAACUCACCACAUACUCGUGUUCGUGCGUUGAGCCUUCAGACCCGACCAAUGGCACCCUGACAUUUUGGGAGGUCAACAAUGUCACUGCUUCAGAAAUCUACUGGGAGGCCCUGGAGGUUAAGGACUGUGUUGAGAAGCGGGGGGAGUUUGUGGGCCCCGCCUGUGGUCCUCAUGGGCCUUACAUUCCUGACGUUCUCUUCUGGUGUGUCAUUCUCUUCUUUUCUACUGUCAUCAUGUCUGCCUUCCUCAAAGAGUUCAAGUUCAGCAAUUACUUCCCCACAAAGGUGCGAUCCAUCAUCAGCGACUUUGCUGUUUUCAUCACUAUUCUCACCAUGGUCCUGGUUGACUACGCCUUAGGGAUUCCAUCUCCAAAACUUAAAGUUCCCAGUGUGUUUAAGCCAACUAGAGACGAUCGAGGCUGGUUUAUCACCCCGUUGGGGCCAAAUCCCUGGUGGACGGCUGUCAUAACCCUCAUCCCAGCUCUGCUUUGUACUAUCCUCAUCUUCAUGGACCAGCAGAUUACAGCAGUUAUCAUCAACAGGAAGGAAAACAAGCUCAAGAAAGGCUGUGGGUACCACCUGGACCUGCUCAUGGUUGGGGUGAUGCUGGGUGUGUGCUCUUUGAUGGGCUUGCCGUGGUUCGUAGCAGCCACCGUCCUCUCCAUCACCCACGUCAACAGCCUGAAACUGGAGUCGGAGUGCUCCGCUCCCGGGGAGCAGCCCAAGUUCCUCGGGAUCAGGGAACAACGUGUGACGGGACUCAUGAUCUUCACCCUGAUGGGCUGCUCUGUCUUCAUGACGUCCGUGCUCAAGUUCAUCCCCAUGCCUGUGCUGUAUGGCGUAUUCCUCUAUAUGGGAGCAUCUUCUCUUAGAGGCAUUCAGUUCUACGAUCGUCUCACCUUGUUUGGGAUGCCGGCUAAACAUCAGCCAGAUUUUAUCUACUUACGCCAUGUUCCUCUGAGGAAGGUGCACCUCUUCACCAUCAUCCAGCUCAGCUGUCUGGUUCUGCUGUGGGUCAUCAAGACAUCAAAGGCUGCCAUCGUUUUUCCCAUGAUGGUGCUGGCUCUGGUGUUCAUUAGGAAAUUGAUGGACUGUAUUUUUACCAAGAGAGAGCUGAGCUGGCUGGAUGACCUCAUGCCAGAAAGCAAAAAGAAGAAGCUUGAAGAUGCAGAUGAGGAGGAAGAGGAGCUGAGUAUACUUGCAGAAGAGGAAGGAGUCGUGCAAGUGCCAUUAGGGGGGUAUAAAGGGAUACCAAUUAUCAACAUCACAGAUGAGAUGUCAAAGGGUUCUUUUGGAAAUACUUGGAAUGCCAACGAUUAGAAAAAUAUAGAUUUAUUACAACAAAAGAGGAACAUCUGGAUGUAGAUGCUGAUUUGAUUGUGCUAAAAGCUUCUUUCUUCUACUUUGUUUUCUUGCUUUUAUUGUAUUCUGAUUGUUUACAACAUUCAUGCAUAAAAGUUUGAAGGAAAUAUUAUUGUAAUGUCUUUUUCAGCUCUACAUGUCUACUAAUCUCAGUUUUCAUGCUUUUUUAUAUUUUAGAAGUAAAUUGGAGAAGAAGGUCAGUGUUGAGUCAGGAAACAACUCAGCAUUAUUAACUUUUGAUUUUCAAACCUUCAAAUUUUGUCUCUUUAAUCGGUGUUUAAGUAAAAAAACGUGAAACCUGAUUGUUCAUAACUUUUCUGCUCACGAAUAAAAUGCACACAUUUUUGAUGUCAGACAUUUUGAAUCUCGUAUCUUCUGCACAUUUCUAAAAACCAAAUGCAAUACUCCUGUCUGCUAGAGCAAAACUAACCUAUUCAUGUACAAAUAAUUUAGUUAUAUAUAUUUUUGUGUCAUGUAUUUUAUAUUUAUUUAGUGUUUGCUGUAAAAUGUGUUCAUUAAGGCUUGUAGUUUUUUUUGCUUUCUGUUGCAGAAUGCUGCUAUUUGUAUGAAAUGUAUGAAUUUAUUAUCAACUCAUUGUUUAGCUCCAACACUUAUUUCUGCAUUGUUACACCUCAGAAGAAAAAAAGAGAUACAUUUAGGAAAAAUGUGUUUUUGUUGACAAAGAAAUAUUUCAUGUUAUUGUGCAAAAAGUGAUACAUUUAUAUAAGCAU